Nezara viridula (southern green stink bug) is the source of this 3047-nucleotide messenger RNA. Lineage: Eukaryota; Metazoa; Arthropoda; Insecta; Hemiptera; Pentatomidae. The record is from the annotation of a GenBank genome assembly.
AAGAAUAUGAAGCAUGCCUAGAAGAAAAACUGAAAAAGUUGGAUCAUAAUGGGGAAACGUGCAGAGCACUUUGAAGAAAGGGUAUUCCCGAGGAACUUCUGGCAGAAAUAAAAUCAACAUAUAAAAGUCCCAAAGCAUUUAACAUUCAACAGCCCUAGUUUUCUAUCAUAGUUGGAAUAUAAAAGGUUUCCAACAAGUAACCUUCGUCGUAGCUCGCUGUUGUAUUGAUAAAACCUGGCCUUAAGUAUUUAAAAUUGUAAAUAAACAUUUUAAAUAAAUUUUCUUUGAUUUUUCAAGCAAUACUUAUGAUGUUAAAAAGCAGGAGCCAGUGUGCCUAUACAUUAGGUUGUUGUAGUAAUGGGAAACAAAUUAAUUCUUCUAAGUGAUGUGAAUCAGUUUAUUAUUUUAAUGAAUUGAAAGAGAAAUGUCCAUUGAAGCAGCCUGUAAAGUGUGGAUCAAAGAAGAACCAAAUGAAAAAGGAACUGCAUAUGGUCGUGUCACUGAUAUUUUUGGGGAGAAAACCAGUCCUCUAAGAGAUGGAUUCGGUGAAGAGUUUUUCAAUCAGCCGUCCACCUCUUAUGAAUUUCAAGACUUAGUAGGAUGUUUCCACUGUGGACGAACUGUAAAAUGUAAAAAGACUAUGAAAUACCAUAUUAUUUUAAUUCAUGGUAUGCAUUUAGGGAUAUCUUCAAGGGUCAUUCAAAAGUUUAAGAAAAAAUGGAAGCAUCAACAAAAAUGUUAUGGCUAUAUACCUGUAUAUCCUCAGGUAGAGCUGAAAGUGAAGCAGAGUAAUGAAAGACGUUAUCAGUGUCCAUUUUGUGAAUAUAAGGCAACAAGAACUGGCAACCUAAAAUCACAUAUUUUGGGAAAACAUACCGUUGAAAAACCUUAUCAGUGUCCUCAUUGUGAAUUUACUUCUGCUUAUACAAAUCACCUUAAGCGGCAUGUAAAAGCUAAACAUAUUAGUGAAAAGCCUCAUAAAUGCCCAUACUGUGAUUAUCGGUCAAGCAAUAAUGGGCCAUUAAAAAUUCAUAUUUUAGCCAAGCAUUCUGAGGCAGCUUACCCCUGUCCUCAUUGUGAAUUUGUUUCUGUAUAUCCAAACCAUCUAAAACGCCAUUUAAAAGUAAAACAUACAGACGAAAGACCCUUUGAAUGCCAUGCAUGCCCUUACAGAACUGGCCUCAAAAGCAGUUUAAUCAAACAUAUUAGUGCGAAACACACAAAAACAAAACCUUAUGACUGCCCUCAUUGUGGCUAUAAGGCCACUCAGUCUCAUCAUGUUACAAAUCACAUUAAUGCUAAACAUUCCUAUUUAAAGCCAUAUCAGUGCCCUGAAUGUACUUAUGGCGCUUCACGAUUAGAUCACUUGAAAAGUCAUGUAAAAGCUAAGCAUCAUUACUUUAUGCCACAAUAACAGCAUUUUUACCGUGAAUUGAAAAAUCUUAAAAUCUAAAAACCAGAGUAUGAAUCUGGGAAGUGAUAAGUUAAAAAUGAUGCAUUUCAUUUGUUUACAUAUUUAUAUUUGUUCGAUUAUAAGUUGUUUAACAUUUCAAUACUAUUAAUCAUUCAAUCAGGAGAUAGCUGUCUGUAUGUUAAAUAUAAAAAUAUUAAUUAGAAUACUGGUUUGAAUUUUGAAAUUAUAUAUUCUGAAAAUAUUUUUUUAUCAUGAGAGAUAUAAAUUUAUAAGUACCAUUUUCUAUUUAAACCUUGCAUUUUGAACCUAUGCCUCAACUAUUGAGGUUGGUAGUAGUGGUAUAAUAAUUGGUCUAAAAGCUUCUGAUAUUUCACUAGCUUAUUCGUUUUUUGUUUGUUUUUGUGUUAAUGUAGAUUACAAAAAUGUUUUUCUUUUUUCAAAAUAAUAUUCUGUAUGACUGAAUAAUUUUGGAUUUUUUUUUUUUUUUAAUUAAACGCAUCUGCCAUUGGCUAUUAGACCAUUCGGCUCCUGGCAGCUCAAUAAAAUUCUGUGAUGAUUCCUUUGUUUGAAUUUGUGCCGAUCCCAUUAGAAUUACUGCAGACAUCUGACAGAGCGGGGCAAAUUGAGAGGUACAGGUCGUACAUCUGUACAUCCAGGCUAUGUUCUGGAACACUGGUGGCCUAACUGCUAACUAUAAUUUUCGAUGAAAUUUUAGAAAUGUUAGAGCUUAGUUGACUUUCUUUAGUCAAAGAGUUUUGAGAAAAAAUAUUCUGGGAUUGUAGAGGCUCUCUAAGUGCAGCUUAUUUGACCGUGGUCACAUUCACAUUAGUGAGCUUGAAAAUCAAUGCUAACAUAAUAAAAUUUAGCCUAAAACAAAAGUUUUCUACAUUUUCGGAGAUGAUAUAGAGAUUAUGGUGUCUAAAGGGUUCCAAAUUGUGUGAUUUGUAUUGUUGUUAAAUUCCUACCUAGAAUUGUUUAUAUUUGUUUCCUGGCUUUAUUUUUACAUUUAAUUUAGUUUAAAAUCAACUGUUUUAUUAAAUCGGAAUGAUUUUCUUUUCAUGAUAAAUUUAUUUGUUUAAGUGGCCAUGUUUAAUAUACUAACACCUUCUCAGAUUUUUCUUAAAUGCAAUUUAAUUUUUCCUUAAAUGUAGUUUACAUUUUUACUCUUAAAAACGUAUGCUUCGUAAGACAGAUUAUAUUAUGAUUCCAAAACAUGGUAAUGGAAAGUCACAUGUGUACAACAAUGAUGGCAGGGCAAGCUGAAGAUUCAGAAAAUAAUUGUCCAAUUUCCUGUGAGGACAAGUCCACACUGAUAAGUUGGUCCGUGGCACAGAACUCCUCAUAUGUGCCAAACAAAUUUGUAUAUUAAUGGUUAACUUCACAGAUGUAAAAAUUUAACAAUGAGUUGAAGAAUGUCCAAUUUAGGUCUGCUCUAAUGUUUCAAAUGUAUACAUAUACAAGUAAAUACAUACUUACGUAUAAAGAUAAUCCAAUAUACAAAGAACUGGAAAAAAUUAAGUAAGGAAUUAUAUGAUUUAGUCAACUCUGAAAUAUUUGUUUACUUGAUACUAUAAAUUUACACUUUAUCAUCUGUGAGGUUGACCAUAUAUGUAUAUUCCAUAUCAAAAUAAUA